Messenger RNA from Oncorhynchus kisutch (coho salmon), 2924 nucleotides. RefSeq names its product receptor expression-enhancing protein 3-like. The record is from RefSeq and is a predicted model, not a curated record. The transcript is spliced from 8 exons. NCBI's taxonomy places the organism in Eukaryota, Metazoa, Chordata, Actinopteri, Salmoniformes, Salmonidae. Gene Ontology annotation, biological process: endoplasmic reticulum tubular network organization. The coding region runs from base 548 to 1336 and encodes 262 amino acids. Gene Ontology annotation, molecular function: microtubule binding. Gene Ontology annotation, cellular component: endoplasmic reticulum tubular network; cytoplasmic microtubule; endoplasmic reticulum membrane.
UGUCCAAUGAGACAAAGCAGGAGGAAGGUCUAUCUGAUCUCAGGUCGCCUGGUGUGGAGCUCCUUCCUGCCUGCGGAGCACAGACAGAAGAGAGGUGAAGGAGUUUGACCCGAAGGAGAGUUGGACCCAUAGGAGAGUUGAACCCAAAGGAGAGUUGAACCCAAAGGAGAGUUGGACCCAAAGGAGAGUUGGACCCAAAGGAGAGUUGGACCCAAAGGAGAGUUGGACCCAAAGGAGAGUUGGACCCAAAGGAGAGUUGGACCCAAAGGAGAGUUGGACCCAAAGGAGAGUUGGACAAGCUUUAAUACAACAUAAUUUUAACAUAGCUGGCUAAAUCGUAACCUCUCGCUUUUAACUUAGAUUUGUGAAACAACACGUAUUUUUUUUUCAAAGUUCACGGACAUGUUUGAGAAGAUCGCUCGUCGUUAUUAACUUGUUACCGGUGUUUACGGUGUCUACCACCACCACCCCCGUGUACCCGUUACCCCUCCAGCCCCUGGGUCCUGUCUCUCUCUUCUGCCUCUCAGCUAACCUCGAUCUGGGAAAGAUGGUGUCGUGGAUGAUCUCCAGAAGCGUUGUGCUCGUCUUCGGGACCCUGUAUCCUGCAUACUAUUCCUACAAAGCAGUGAAAACCAAAAAUGUCAAGGAAUAUGUCCGUUGGAUGAUGUACUGGAUUGUGUUUGCUCUCUACACCGUAGUGGAGACCAUCACAGACCUCACUGUAGCCUGGUUCCCCCUAUACUAUGAGAUUAAGAUAGCAUUUGUUAUCUGGUUGCUGUCUCCCUACACCAGAGGAGCUAGUCUCAUCUACCGGAAGUGUCUCCAUCCUCUACUGUCCUCAAGAGAGAGGGAGAUAGAUGAGUACAUUGUCCAGGCCAAGGAGCGUAGCUACGAGACCAUGGUGACCUUCGGCAAGCAGGGCCUAAGUAUAGCUGCUACUGCAGCUGUCUCCGCAGCUGUCAAGGGCCAGGGGGCGAUCACAGAGAAGCUGAGGAGCUUCAGUAUGCACGACCUGACUCAGAUACCCCUCGACGACGCAGCAGCCAAUCAGAUCUAUACGGCCCAUGCCGGCAACCCUGCCGUGAGCAGGAGGGCGCUCGCCGCAAACUCGACCGACAGAACAGAGUACUAUGCCUAUGAUCAGGAGGACAGGACAGAUGAGGAGGGGGAACAACUUUUCUCAGAGGACGAGGCUGUCACCCAGAGAGGUCUGAGGAGGUCCCAGAGUGUCAAGAUCGUGCGCUCUAAAGCCCGCAAAGAUGCCCGUUAUGGAUCUCUGAAGAUCAAAGGGAAGCGGAGGCCGGUUCUGACUGCUGCUACCUACAGUGCCAUGUAAUGACCAGUCCAGGAGACGUGACUGCUGGCUGGUGCCAUGGAUGGGUUUCCUUCUGUAGUGCUCUACUGUUGACCAGAGCACGGUGGGUCCUGGCUAAAAGUAGUGCAUUAUGGGCCCUGGCCAACAGUAGUGCACUAGAAUGGAAAUAGGCUUUUUGGGACGGACCAGGAAAUCAGUCAACAAUUCAGGAAGGACUACUGACGGCUCCAACAUCCAUAUCAGUGACUACUGACGGCUCCAACAUCCAUAUCAGUGACUACUGACAUGUCAGACCAUCCAUUCUAUGGAGAACGAGGCUGUGGAACUGUUCUGCUGGUGUUUUUAAAACUGUCCUGGGGUCUAAUUCUAUUCACGCUGGGAGCAUCUGUCUUUUUUUAAACGAACCAACAACUCACUAUAUUUAUGACAUUAUUCUGACUGUGUAUUUAAACCAUCGUACAGCAGUAGCUGUACAGAAAGAAUCUUAAGGUUUCCUGUCUUUUAGUUGUGUGUUUUUGUUGCAUGGAUCUUAUUUUCUGGGUCGUUUUAAUGUGAGGAUGUGGACUUUUUAGGAUCUUGGCUUUUUUUUGGAGGGGUUAUAUAAUUAAUUUAGCUUCAUUUUGUCAUAUAUGCUGCCUUGUAUUUUGAGUUUAGCCUAUUAAAUAGUAGAAUACAUUAUAAUAGUGACCAUUCUGACACACUUAAAAAGAUUGUUACCAAGUAACAGCUGACCAAAAAGUGUCCCUUAUUCCUUCCGGAGGAAUAAACCAAUGAUGAGAGAAAGGGAACAGAGAAGCCUGUUAAAUGUGUCCCAAAUGGCAUCAUUCCCUAUACAGGGCACUACCCAAUGGGCCCUGCUCUAAAGUAGUGCACUACGUAGGGAAUAGGGUUCCAAUGGGCCCUGCUCUAAAGUAGUGCACUGUGUAGGGAAUAGGGUUCCAUAGGGCCCUGCUCUAAAGUAGUGCACUACCCAAUGGGCCCUGCUCUAAAGUAGUGCACUACGUAGGGAAUAGGGUUCCAAUGGGCCCUGCUCUAAAGUAGUGCACUGUGUAGGGAAUAGGGUUCCAUAGGGCCCUGCUCUAAAGUAGUGCACUACCCAAUGGGCCCUGCUCUAAAGUAGUGCACUACCCAAUGGGCCCUGCUCUAAAGUAGUGCACUACGUAGGGAAUAGGGUUCCAAUGGGCCCUGCUCUAAAGUAGUGCACUGUGUAGGGAAUAGGGUUCCAAUGGGCCCUGGUCUAAAGUAGCGCACUACUACGUAGGGAAUAGGGUGCCAUUAGGGAUGCAAACCCAAUGUUGAGGUAUGUGUGUUGACUGUAACUGGCCUGUCCAGUUUGAAUGACUGCAUUUCCUGUUUUAGAUUUUGGAACAAAGCUUUUUUUCUCCCAUAACCAAUCUUUUUGCACUCUCUCUUCCAAAACGAUGUCCUUUUGUAAGGCUUUGAUGCCAUCUGUUUUACAAUGUGUCCUGCUGCAUUCUGGGAUGCUUUUAACGACGUGAUGAAACCGAUUUAAUACCAAAGCGUUAUCUCCUAAACCAGUGACCUGGGUCUGAUUCCUGUGGGAAUGUAUCAUAGAGGUGUUGUAAAUAAAUAUAUACAUUCAAAAAUG